GAUGGUCGAGAUGACCACAUGACGGAGCUGUUGGAGAGAUAUGCACCUAUCAUAAAGCUCUCAGGAAUCGAAGAGUACUUUCCCAGUUCUAUCGAAUACAUGUUGUCUCAUUACUCUUUCUCACUAUUAUUUGAAAAUGAACCAAGACUGAGAAGAAAGAACCACACUAUUCUCACACCGACGCAUCUAGACCGAUUCCCUCGAGACGGCUCGGGAAUUUUUCUCUCCAUUAGUGAACCACAUAAUCCUCAGCCAUUUCUAGACGACAGGUCAGAGUAUCUGUAUGGUCCAUCUCGCCAGGAAAGCUUCAGAAAGAGGGAUGAAGAUGGAAGAGAAAGAAUAUCCGAGCCGGUUUAUGCUUUUUGGGUGGAUCAGAAGAGAGGGGUCGUGGAUCUGUGGUAUUGGACCUUCUACCCUUUCAACUAUGGUAAGCCAGUGGGACCAUUUGGUAUCUUAGGGCAUCAUGUGGCAGAUUGGGAAAGGUUCACGGUGCGUACUAUCAAUGGCACAGCCGUCUCAGCCGACUAUAGUGACCACAGAGGAGGACGCUUCUCAGCCGGGACUGUACGAUGGGAAGAUGUAACUCAGGUUGAAGGAAGACCAGUAGCAUAUGCAGCUGCCGGUAGUCAUGGUAUCUGGCCAGGACCUGGAGAGCAUUUGAAAAACUUGUUCAAGUUGGUUGAUAGUACAGACGAUGAAGGUGCAAUCUGGGACACGAAGGGUCAUGUGGUACCUCUGAGAUGGUGGAGUGGACCAGAAACCAAGGAGAAAAUCAUUCACAAGCAUCAACUCCAUUGGUUGAACUUUCGAGGAUAUUGGGGAAAUAAAGGAGAAAGGGAUUGUUGGUGGCAUAAUCUCAUCGAUAUCUGUCAGCUGGUGGACGCACCACCUGGUCCUAAUAGAAGAUUUAACGAACCACCGGCUUGCAUCAUCGCGCCUCUUUCGACAGAGAGUUCCUCAUACUUCUUUUACCUCUCCUCUACCGCGGCACAUUGGGCAGAACUGAGAGAUGUGGCCACAAUCAAAGUCGACCAAAUCUGCGUCAGGCCCACCAACAACGGUGACGACGAUGACGACUUGGAUCGAUUCCUCAAUCAAGAUAUGGAUAUCCGGGCUGUGAGCGGUACCACCUCUUUUCUUGGUCUAGAGCAACAUUUCGUAACCAUUCAACCUUGUCAAGGAACAAGAUCAGCCGUCAAAGCUUACCGUCUCAGUUUAUGCUUACAGAACGGUAAAUGUAUUUCAACAUCACCAGAGAGAAAAGUAUGUUCGUACGAACCGGGAAAGGCAGGAUACAAAAUCGCCAGUGCAGUCAGCGUGGACGAUGUGGACGAUUGGGGUUGGAGUAUGUGA
Tremella mesenterica DSM 1558 is the source of this 1353-nucleotide messenger RNA. RefSeq lists its product as uncharacterized. The transcript is spliced from 13 exons. Lineage: Eukaryota; Fungi; Basidiomycota; Tremellomycetes; Tremellales; Tremellaceae. The record is from RefSeq and is a predicted model, not a curated record. The annotation marks the transcript as partial.